Colletotrichum lupini is the source of this 372-nucleotide messenger RNA. RefSeq lists its product as uncharacterized. The coding region runs from base 1 to 372 and encodes 123 amino acids. The record is from RefSeq and is a predicted model, not a curated record. Lineage: Eukaryota; Fungi; Ascomycota; Sordariomycetes; Glomerellales; Glomerellaceae. The transcript is spliced from 2 exons.
AUGCUCAACCUUGGGAGAAAGGCCCUGAUUGGGAUCCUCCUUGUAGAGUCCUUUGGCUCAGCUAUUGCUCUGCCUCCUCGACCUCUGACGGCCAGGUCACAUGAAGUCUUCGCUCAGGGCCAUCACGUCAAGCAGAGGGACAAUUUGUCUCCUUAUGCUGGACUCUUCGUUCGGGAUGAUGAUGAUGAUGAUCGUGAGUCGCAACAACACUACCAGGACUUGGUCAUGAUCUCACUGCUGACUGGUACCAAAGCACCAAAGCCACCGAAUGGUCCGCCCCGGCCUGAUAAUAAUCCGGCACCACCGCGUCCUCCUCAAAGAGAUGAGGAUGAUGACGAUGAUGCCCCCGGUCAGACGGAUAUGGAUGACUAG